ACAAUCUUCCCUGCAUUUUCUUUCUUUGAUACUCCUUUUCUUGCCUUUUUCUCAUUAAUUCGUCAUAAUACACCUCUUUUAAUUAAUUAGACUAAUUCCGGAUUGGCGGGUUCUUCUUAUUGGUUGCUUCUUUAAUCUUCGUCUAACCAUUACUUUGUUGUUUCUUUGUAUUUGUCUUUUUAUUCCUGACAUUAUUAUAUGGAUCAAAAUUUGUUGAAUUCUUGUAAAUUUCACAUAAAGAAGCUUUCUCUGGUUGCAUCCGCGACAAAUCUUGAUUUAUAACUCAACGCCCCGGAAGAAUUAUUCCAGGGUUUUCGUUAUUUAUGGUAGAAACAAUUCUUGAUUGAUUCUAAGAUGCAACAACUUAGAAUGGCUGCAACAGAAGAAGAAAGAGAUUUAAUUUUCAACAAAUCUGAUGAGACUAUUAGUGGAAAUCAAACCGAGGCGAUGUUAAAUGGCAAAGUUGCUGAUGUUUUUUCGGAGCUCAAAUCCGCAAUGGAAUCUUUAUCCAAAUCCAAUGAAGAAUUGAGGAUCAAAGAAUUAGUCAUUGAAUCUUUGGAAUCGGAACUCGAAAAGGCGAAAGAGUUGGAGACUAAGUUGGCAGAGAAAGAUGAGUUAUUAGAGAAACUGAAAGAGGAAUUGCUUAAUGCGCAAUCCUCUGAGGCUCGUGCUUGCGACUUCUUCUCGAAAAGCAAGGAAAGAAUUCACGAACUUGAAUCCGAAAUCGGAAUGGCAAAGGAAGCAGAAUCCGAAAUUAUUGCAUCUUUGGCUGCACAAACGAAGCAGCUUGAGCAAACCAAGAUGUUGCUUGAAGAAUCGAAGCUCGAAAAAUUGGACGAAUCUUCACCGACCAAGAAAAGUAAUGAUGGAUAUGAAUCAGAAAUUCUUGAUUCUGAAUUUAAUUUAGUCCAAGGAAAUUCAGAGAUAGAAAUGCUAAAAAACGAGCUAAAGCAAGCAAUCGAAGCAGAGGAAAACAGCAAGAAGGCAAUGGAUGAUUUGGCAUUAGCAUUGAAAGAAGUUGCCACAGAAUCAAACCAAACAAAGAAUGAUCUCAUCGUAAAACACGAGGAACUCGAAAACCUGAGAAAAGAAUCCGAGGAAUUGAAAGAGAAAUUCAGAAACUCGGAUAUAAAUCAGCGAACCCUUUUGGAAGAAGCAAUCAAAGAAGCUGAUCUGCAUAGAAACAUAGCCGACAGAUUGAGAUUAGAGGCAGACGAAUCGAUUCAGGCCUGGAACGGGAAAGAGACAGGCUUUGUCGAAUGUAUCAGAAUAGCCGAGGAAGAAAAACUUGCUGCAAUGGAAGAGAACAAGAAACUACUCGAAACAAUCAAAUCAGCAGAAAAGAAGAACGAAAUAGCGAAACAAGAAAAUCAGAAGCUUCGCGAUAUCCUGAAACAAGCAUUGAACGAAGCGAAUGUUGCCAAAGAAGCUGCAAGAAUUGCUAUAUCUGAAAAUUCUCAACUUAAAGAUUCAUUAGCCGAAAAAGACGACGCGCUAAUUUUCAUUACUCGAGAAAACGAAAACCUCAGGAUUAACGAAGUUUCAGCUUUGGAGAAUAUUAAAGAGUUGAAGAAACUUGCGUCUGAAGCAACAUCAGAAGAUCAUCAUCAUAAAGAGCAAGAACAUAAGUUACUACUAAAGUCGCAGAAUUCCGUAGACAAGGAAGCGCCAUUAAAAGAGCGUAAACUAAGCAAUGCUUUUAGCUUCAAUCUGAAGGAGUUAUUAAUCAGCACAAUACACAGUUAUACACAUGAUCCUGAACAGAAAAUUCAAGAAAAACACAAGGAGAAAAAAGAAGACAACGAAGAAGAAGAAUCCGAUCCUCUGAAAGGAUCGAUAUUUGAUGUAACGGAUUCACCAGUAGCAGCAGCAACAAUCCAUCACCAUAGAAGAAGAUCCUCAACAUUUGCGGAAGAGGCUGAUUCUAUAAAUGCUGAUGAUCUUGACCACAUUGACGGAGUUCAUAUUGAUGAUGUCGAAAAUGAAAAGAACCCGAAAAAGAAGAAGGCUUUACUACGAAGAUUCGGAGAUAUUAUAAUAAGGAGAAGAGGUGUUCAUCGGAGGGAAUCCUCCGUAGGAACAUCUCCGGUCGGCGGUGAUAAGAAAGAGUCUUCAGAGAUUCCAUUCAGUGGGGAAAUUCAUAAAAAGGAUUCUUCAGUUUCUGACUAAUGAUAGUCAUUUUUGUAUGAUCGGACAGCUGAAAUUCCAGUUGCUGUAGGGAUUUUUUCAAUUAUUGUAUAUUUGUAAUGUGAAUAUGUAUUUUGUACUUGUCAACAUUAUUGUUUUUUUAUAUGUACAUACAGAAAUAAGAUUUUAAUCCAUUUGCAAUGA
This is a messenger RNA of Mercurialis annua (annual mercury), 2331 nucleotides long. Its product is annotated as WEB family protein At1g12150. Lineage: Eukaryota; Viridiplantae; Streptophyta; Magnoliopsida; Malpighiales; Euphorbiaceae. The record is from RefSeq and is a predicted model, not a curated record. The transcript has 2 exons. The coding region runs from base 355 to 2169 and encodes 604 amino acids.